Messenger RNA from Aedes aegypti (yellow fever mosquito), 5327 nucleotides. It is a transcript of the gene Sara, whose product is annotated as zinc finger FYVE domain-containing protein 9. The transcript is spliced from 8 exons. NCBI's taxonomy places the organism in Eukaryota, Metazoa, Arthropoda, Insecta, Diptera, Culicidae. Gene Ontology annotation, cellular component: early endosome membrane. The coding region runs from base 543 to 4760 and encodes 1405 amino acids. Gene Ontology annotation, molecular function: metal ion binding. Gene Ontology annotation, biological process: endosomal transport. The record is from RefSeq and is a predicted model, not a curated record.
AGCAAACGUCAAAAUUUUGUCGGGAGCGCAUCAGCAGCAGUGAUUUUCCGUCGUUCUGCAUGUUUCGUUUUUCUUUUCGAUAAAAUAAGUGUUUUCGCGUUUAAUUCCACCCGCGAACCGGUCAUCCAGUGCGUGGUUUAUCGUACCGAAAGGGAAAUCUCGCCGUUGGCGAUGUAAUUCGGGGAAGAAAGAUGAUAACAACGGCACCAUUCCGCGGCGACGUAAGAUUGUGAUAACAAACAUUUUCAGGGCCCACUGCAACAAGAAGAAGCAGCAGCUGCUGCUGGGGGCAAUCGAAAAGUGCAAUUUUCUUCCGGAUCUGCGAUUCAACUUUGUUCGUCACAGCGUUGGCGAUUCCUUAUUUUUUGGGUCCGGAUGCAUCCCUUUCGGAAGCGCUCUUUGCUGCUAGUUUGCUGUAACCGUUGCUGAGCUGUUUCGUUUUCCGGAAGCAUCUCGGAGAGAAAAGAUCAAUCGAAAGCGGAGCAGGGAGGAAGAAACUCGUCAUCACAAUAAGCAGAAGAAGCAAGAGCUCCAUUUUCGAGAUGGAUCUGGUGGAUAUAGACAAGGUUUUGGACGAUUUGGAAUUGAAUGAGGACAAUACAUGCCGCCGCCCGACAGUGGUGGCACCAGCAAUUGCGGUUCCAACGGUGGAUAAUGGGGCAUCCAUCGAGCCCGGGAGAGAUUCACCAUCUACGAAACAAUCAACACCAGCCCCGACAUCAUCAUCUAGUGCUAAAAAUGUUCAGCAACCAGUACAGCAUACCCACGAAAACGGAACUCCAGGUAUCGGGGAAUCACCAUCUACCGUGGACAAUGGGUCCAACGUUUCCAAACUGAAGACCAACGUCGUCAAUGUGUCGACCGUUUUCAACAGUUUGAACGAAUACGUAAACGCGGGCUCGGAUUUGAACGAAAAACUUCAAAAAGUGAUUGAUCCACCAGUGGACAACCUCACGGCAGGAGUGGAUUUUGGCGCCAACGGCGAUAACAAGCCUCUCAUAUCGCCAUUAAGUUCCUCGAUUUCGGCCGAAUCUCAUACUUCUUCCUCGAUAGAAGGCGCUGAUGACGGUGUUGUUGAAGGUGAUGCAAGCGCCACAGCUGUUCGUCGACUUUCAACUUCCUCAACGGCAUCGAACAGUUCCGAACCACGAAAGCACCAUCGCCACAGAAGAAAUAGCAGCUACUCCUCGUCGGUGAGUGCCUCUUCAACAACCUCCUCGUCCUCCACUUCGACCAGCGACGGAGAGGAAGAGGACGAUGCCGAUGUGCAUGAACGGCUGAACGAGGGUCUCUCGUUGAGUGCCGGCGAUUACAUUUUGGAUUCUUCGGAGAAUACAACGGUGGCCACAACCAAUGAGGAGCAACCGGCAAGUCUGGUCGUCGCGGAGAAGAAACCCCAAGGCCCGAGCGAACAGCAAGACACGUCGGCGUUUUCCUACAAAAACAGUUUGUACUCGGACACGCUGAGCAACGACGUUAUCAACUUGGAAGGUAUCUCAUCGAUAUCCUCUAUCGUGGCGGUGGAUUUGACAAGUGCUGGACCCGGAGACAAUAAAGGUCAGGAGGAAACUUCUGUACCGGUGGAGCAACUCAACAAGAAAGAAGAUGUUGCGCUAGCUCAGCCGGAAGUGAUCGAGGAAGAAAGAACCGAAGUAAAGAGGGUGGUAGGAUUUGAAUCUACGAUGGAUGAUGUUUCGGAUACGGAAUUGGAAAGCUAUUUGCAAGAGUUGGAAGAGUAUGACAUGCAGCAGACCGUGGCACCCGGAUCGGCUAAUAUUACCCCGAAUGUGGUAGAAGCCGAACUUGUUUUGCAAGCAGUAAUAGAGAAACCGAUCGAAGAAAAGGAUCGAAAGGAUACCAUAAGUAUUGGAAGUCGCAAUAGUAUUGAUACCAAAAGCGAUGAGAGUAUUCCGGAGUCCAAUCGGGGAGAGAAUGACGAGGAUCUGAUUUCUCAAGCAUCUACGCUCGAAUUCAACGAACUGGCCGCAAUGCAAGCGGCAAAUAAUGGUGCCAAUGUAGUUGAUGACAUUGAAAUAGAGGACAUCCCCGAUAAUGACGUUCCCGAAUUUUUCGCCGAACCAGGUGACGAUGGAGGCGAGAUUAAAUUCAUCGACUGUACUGAAACGGAAUCGGCAAUGGUCAGAGAAGAUCUUCCCAUUGUAGAAGAAGCUAGAGCUGGUGCUGACAACGGUAAUGAGCGAGCUGAAACAGCUUCAGCUGCUGCAGCUUCAGAUCGAGCGCCAUUACCUAGACCAAAUUCUCUAGAACUGCCAACUCACGCGGAUACAUAUGCUGAUAAACAAAGCUCUCCUGGCCAUACACCUCCUUCGUCGGUAUCGCACGGGAUCGACUCCGAUCAAGGUCUCACUCUGUCCUCUACGAGCUCCGACGAUUUUGCACCAUCGAUUGCGAUAGUUCCAGCACCUCCUCCAUCGGCACCUCCAACAGAGCUGAGCGAUGAUCUCCUACAUGAAGCCAGCGGAGGUCAUCCAACUUUUCGCCCCACAGGUCCUCUCGCUUCCCAUCCGCAACUUGGCAAAAUACCUCCCUACUGGGUACCAGAUAACGCGACCAACUUCUGCAUGCAAUGUAACCAAAAAUUCUCCCUCAUCAAGCGACGUCACCAUUGUCGAGCGUGCGGUCAGCUCCUCUGUUCGGCGUGCUGCUGCCUGAAAGCCAAACUCGAAUACCUCGGCGAUGUAGAGCAACGCGUUUGCAUCAGCUGCGAUAUCAUUCUGAACCAGCAGCAGCAGGCACUAGAAGAAGCGCAGUACGGAUCUCAGUUCGCUAUUGCCGCCGGAGCAUCUGGAAUGUCCUCCGCGAGGCAGCCCAAUCCCAACAAUCCAAUGGAGUACUGCUCCACGGUGCCACCGUUUCAGCAGGCCACCAACCAACCCCAAUCGCCAAUCUCGGUGAUGGUUCCGGUGGGAGUGCUCAAACGAGCUGGAUCGUCUCGUACGGGGCGAAAGGAUAAAACGGUGAUUUUCAGCGAUGGCAUUCGACCCGGGUGCGAUUUGACCGAACUGGACGAGAACUGGGAUUCCCAGCCGAAAACGUCUCCCUCGAUUGUGCCGAGUGAUAAACGGAAAGGGCGCGUCCAAACACCGGUUGGCGAGGAACCCCCAUCUAUCUCGAGCACCAUCCAAUCGCUAAUACCCCAGGGCGAGAACAAGCUGCCACCGAUUGUGAAGCAGAUCACCAAAACCGAAACCAAGCACAUCGAUGUGGAUAACGACGCGGCGCUGAUAGCGAGCCUGCGCGACGGUACGCUAACCUUUGCGCUGCAACGCAACCUCCACGUGCUGGUGACAAUUGUGGAGCUGAGCUGCUGCAUCAACAAGACUGUGAUUAACUUUACCACCCGUGGAAUGCACUACGUUGGCCAGGACGAGAUUGUAAUUCUGCUGGAGCUGGGCGAUUCUGAGCUGCUGCCGAAAGAUAUCUUCGUACACUUGAACGAUAUCUAUCUGGAUGCGGACCGGGGCAACACCAUCUCCGAGCUGGGAUUCAGUCCACCGAGGAUGCCAAAUUUCCUCGGCUCAAAAAACCACGGCGGGUUCCUGUAUGUGAGGCCAACCUAUCAGUGUAUGCAGAAUGUGAUAAUACCGGAUGCGCCCUAUCUGGUGGGAGUUUUAAUUCACAGGUGGGAAGUACCGUGGGCAAAAAUAUUGCCACUUCGGCUAAUGCUACGGUUAGGAGCACUGUAUCGGUACUAUCCUAGUCCGCAUGUGAGUGUACGGGAAAGAGAAUCCGUUUAUGUGGAAAUUGCCCAAACGAUCAUAACUCUGCUGGCAGACUUUAGGAACUAUUCGUACACCAUUCCCACCAUUCGAGGCAUGGUAAUACACAUUGAAGACCGAAAGACGAGUAUUUUGAUUCCGCGGAAUCGGUACGAACAGGUAAUGAAAGUACUGAGCGGUACAAAGGACCAAACGAUUCUUGCCUUGGGGGGGAAUUUCAGCAAGGUAGCAGAUGGUCAUUUGGUGUGCAUUCAAAACACGGAUUCGGGUUGUCCGGAAACGGCGCAGUACUCGACACAGGCUAUCAAUAUCGAAGGACAACCGAGAAAAGUGACUGGGGCCAGUUUCAUGGUUUUGAAUGGAGUGUUGAAACCGAACAGUGGUUUGGUGGGUAAGUGUAGUAUUGUGGAGGACGGGCUAAUGGUGCAGGUUCCACCGGCCAAAAUGAACACCAUCAAGGAUGCAUUGAAGAAUAUGAAGGACUACAAGAUAGUAUGUGGACCUAUUGAAGGGGAAGACAGCCAGAAGGAGAUCGUCAGCAUCGAAUGGACAGAAAACGAUCUCAAUUUCAAUAUUGGGGUUCUCUCUCCAAUCGAUAAAAAGCCUCUCAAUGGAGUACCUAGCAUACGUGUGCACCGGGGAACUGACUAUUCCAAUGCCAAUCACAUUAUCCGAUGGACCGAAGUCUUCAUUAUUCAGGGUGAUGAAGAAUCGAACCAUCCUGGUGAUCCCAUCAACAUGUCGAAACUGUCGGAGCAGGUGGCGAAGAGCGCUUGUACGGCACUGGUUGCAUUUCUCGAUCUGCUAGCAUCCAACGGAUUCACCAAAAUUGGUCUGCGAAUAAUGUUGGAUUCGGAAAAUGUUUCCUACGAGGCGGGUAGCCAGUACAACAAGUUGGGUCCCCUGUACAUGAACGCCUUGGACAACGAAUUGAUAGGUACCCUGAACCGACAGGCCAACAGUUUACAUCUGGACCAGCAAAUCAUUAUCGAGUUAAUCUUUCACAUUCUGGACAAAUAGUCAUCCGACGAUGAAAUUUAGAUGGAGGUGUAUUGUAACGGCGUUCAAUUCUAUGUACCACGUAUAACUUCAUCCAGGUGGUUAGGGCUGUAGGUUCGGUUACAUAGAAAAGCAGUUUAACACGUUAGAUGACACAAUAUUAGCAAAGUGCAUGUAUGUAAAAUAGAAAUAUAGACUGUUGUUGCUAUUAUUAAAGAGGAAGAGUAUGGAUGGAAACCUGUGUUGAUACAACUAUUUACAAAACACGUAACAAUGAUUUGAUCUGUAGGAUAUAAGUUGCAAAAAGAAACAUAAAGUACUAGUAGGUUAUGUUUUAAUCAAUUGCGCGCAGUUAGGAACGAGAACGUUUUAUGUAAAAAAGUGGCAAGUGGCAAGCAAGGAGAGGAAUCUACUUAGGCAGAAAAAAAAACAAGAAGCGAAUCAAAGAUAAGCAACUUGUCUUUGUAUGAAUAUUUCAUGUAUUAUAGUUGAAUUAUUGGAAAAUUUAUUAUUGCUAUUAUAACCAACACAAUAUAUUUAUAUUUUAUUUAGAAAUUUUAAAAUAAACCAGAGCUAUUGGAAAACCGA